This is a messenger RNA of Trichechus manatus latirostris (Florida manatee), 5354 nucleotides long. RefSeq names its product heterochromatin protein 1 binding protein 3 (gene HP1BP3). Gene Ontology annotation, biological process: heterochromatin organization; nucleosome assembly. The record is from RefSeq and is a predicted model, not a curated record. The transcript has 13 exons. The coding region runs from base 3196 to 4887 and encodes 563 amino acids. Gene Ontology annotation, molecular function: DNA binding; nucleosome binding. Lineage: Eukaryota; Metazoa; Chordata; Mammalia; Sirenia; Trichechidae. Gene Ontology annotation, cellular component: nucleosome; nucleus; chromosome.
GUGGUCUCAAACAUAGCAAGGAUUGUGAGGAUGACGUAGGACCAGGCAGUGUUUUGUUCUGUUGUACACAGGGUCACUAUGAGUCGGAACCGGCCUCACAACACUGAACAACACCACCACCAUAAAGAAAGGACUAUACACUGAAGUUUUAAGUUCCAUGACCUUUACUGAAGAAGUUCAGAAGUGAGGCAUAUAGUUCUUGAUAUUUAUCUCAGAUAACUUUGGAUUUUAUUUUUAAGUGUUCUUCACAUAUACUGAAUAUGGUAAUAAGUGAUAUCAGAUACUGUUCAUUCAACUCUUUCAAUAAGUAUUUAUUGAGCACUCACUGUGUUUUAGGACACUGUUCUAGGCACUGGGAAUUAAAGUCCUAGCCUUUGUGGUGCUUACAUUCGUUGAGAGAGACCCAUAAUAAACAAACCAAACCCGCUGCUGUUGAGUCAUUUCCAGCUUAUACGAGUAAACAAAUGUAUAUUUAAUUUCAGCUGGUGUUAAAUGCUAUGAAGAAAACUGAAGAAGCAUAAGAGAGGAAGACCUUUUGAGAGGUGACAUUGAGCAGGAACGUUAUUGUAGGGCCUGGGAAAAGAGUGUUGUAGUUUAAGAGAACAGCAAGUACAAAGACCCUGAGGCAGAAAUGAGCAGAACAUACUCCAUGGGCCAAAAGAAAGCCUGUGUGUUUGAAGUCAAGAGAGUACAGUGAUGGUGAGAGUAACAGGAGGUGAGAUUAAAGAAACAAGGGGGAUGGUAAUUGGAAGAUUGUAAGUAAGAGAAAGUCAGGAUAUUUUAUUUUUUUGGUAGAUUGGAUGCAGCCAGGAAGAUUGGCAAACCAGCUUAGUUUUGGUCUUCCUGACCUAGGCAUAUUUUAUCUGGGCUAAUUUAAACUGUCAUUCUUGUCCUUAGAGUAGUGAUGUCUUUACGAAUCAUAGUGCCCUGAUUUUAAUUCCUUUAGUCAAUUUUUAUUACUGUGAUGAAAAAUAGCUUCCUGUGUCCCCCCUCAGGGGCCCUAGCGGAGCAGUGGUUAAAUGCUCGACUGCUAACUGAAAGGUCGGCAGUUUGAACCCUCCAGCCACUCUGUGGGAGAAAGAUAUGGCAGUCUGCUUCCAUAAAGAUUUACAGCCUUGGAAACCCUAUGGGGCACUUCUUCUCUAUCCUAUGAAUCACUAUGAGUUGGAAUCAACUCGACAGCAAUAGGUUUGAUUUUUUGGGUUGCUGUCCACCCUCUUUUUUUAGCCCAGUGAGUACCAUCUAAAUGGAUUGUAUUUGUUUUAAUAUUGAGUAAUUAGUGACACAGAGUUUACUGUGUAAACUUUUUUCAGCAUUUUAUUUACAGGGAAAAAUAUUUUUUUUAAAGAUACACAUAAACAGUGGAGAUUUCUUUGACUUCAUAGUAGCAUUUUCAAUCUAGAUGGUGUUAUCAUGGGUUAAGAAGGAUGCAUUCAUUAGCAAUAUCGCCUUGCCUUACUAAGAAUAACCUUAUCAUGAUACUGUUUUACUUCUGUAUAUUCUUUGCCUAUAAAAAUAUAGAUUUUCUUAGUUUUUUUUAUUUUUAAUUAUCAAGGAGAAUAAUUUUCUUUGGAAGUGCUGCUGGGUGACGAGUCCUUGGGUGAUGCAAACAGUUAACAUGCUCAGCAGCUAACUGAAAGUUUGGAGGCACCUUGGAAGAAAGCCCUGGCAGUCUACUUUCACCAUCCCCGGAAAAAAAAAAAAGAAGCCAUUGAAAAUCAUAUGUAACAUAAUUCUUCUGUGACACACACGGGGUCGCUAUGAGUCAGUAUCAGUUCGAUAGCAGCUGGUUGGCAUGAAUGAGAAGAUUUACAUAUUAAAAUUAUCCCAAGAUAGAUUUUUAGGUUUCACAAACCUCAAUAAUGCCCUUAAACUCAAUUUGGCCCUCUUUUCAAAGAUCAGAGAAAACUAUUUUCACUUCUGUAUUUUAUAGUUCCUUGAAGCUAGUUACUACAUGAGCAUUUUAAGUAGUUCUUGUGGCAGUUAAUUUUUAAGUAUUUAUGGAUAUUAGUUAACUAUUGAUAGUAAGUUUCAGUGCAUUUUACUGUCUGGAAUUCUUUCAGCUGCUUUUCCUUGCAGCUGAUGGACAGUUCACAAGUCUGGUGUUGCCCUUGUUGUCCCCAUAAAAAUUUUCCUUUUAAAGGUGAAAGUAUUAUUUAUGUUUGGAUUUUUUUUAAUUUGCCCCAAUUGUUGUAGUUUGGAACCGUUGUUACCUGACAAGUUGAAGGCCCUUACAUUCCUAGGCAGUGUUAGAGCUUAAAGUAGAAGAUGAAUGACUAUUAUUCCCCAGUUUUUUUGUUAAUUGUUCAUUAUCUGUUAAUUGUUCAGAUAUCUAAACACUUAAAUGGUCAUUUUCUUAUACUGAGGAUUUUUUAUUAUAAAAUGUCAUUGAGUCCCAGAUAAGGUUUUUAGAGGGAGAAGGUAUAACGAUUAGGUAAAUUUGGGUGACUACAUGGGUUUUAAUCUUUGACUAUUUAAUCGUGUGCUUUCUCCUAUACUAGUUUUGCUUUUAUUAAAAACAUGACAGAAGCAUACUUCUGUUCUGCUAGGGGUCAGUCUAGAUUUGUUUCUCUGGAUCUGGAGGCUCUUAGAUUGUCUUGCUUUCAGCAGUGUUUUUGCCCUUGUACUUUCCAUUAAUAGAAAAACAGAUGACUUCUUUAGUGAAGAUAGAGUUGAGGUUACAGUUAACUUAUCUGGCCCCUUUGAGAACAAUAACAAUAAGUCUUCUCUCUUUAGUAAACUGAUCUUUGACUAAAUAUUUUUUGUAAACUGUUCCUAAGUCUCCUACUCUUUCUAAGUUCCUGAUGGCAGCAGAAAGGUGGGAUUCCUCAUGAGCUUUCUUGUCCUUGUUGCCUUUGUUCAUGUGGAAGAUGCAACAGCUGCUGUGGCUUGUGUGUUUGUCUUGGUCGCUGCUUUACAUAGUCAAUGUUUUGAUAGUGGUUUUAUCUUUCUAAUAAUAACUGACCAAGUCAUCUGUCACUUAACUUACAAGUUUUAUAGUUAUAUUUUUUCCUUUUGGAUGUAUAUUAAAUUUAGAAGUUUUAGUUUAGUUUUUUUCCUGUUAAUCUUCACACCAGGUCUUUUCUGUGCUUUAGGUUGACUCUUCACCACACUGAAACCAUUAGGAAAAAUCCUUGUGGUUAACAGCAGAGGCUUCAGAGUGUAACCUGUACUCGAGCCUAGAAAUUAUUUUAAAUGGCGACUGAUACGUCUCAAGGUGAACUCGUCCAUCCUAAGGCACUCCCACUUAUAGUAGGAGCUCAGCUGAUCCACGCGGACAAGUUAGGUGAGAAGGUAGAAGAUAGCACCAUGCCAAUUCGUCGAGCUGUGAACUCUACUCGGGAAACUCCUCCCAAACGCAAGCUUGCUGAUGGGGAGGAAGAAAAGCCAGAACCAGAUGUAAGUUCUGAGGAAUCCGCCUCCACUGUAGAAGAACAAGAGAAUGAAACUCCACCUGCUACAUCUAGUGAGACAGAGCAGCCAAAGGGGGAGCCUGAGAAUGAAGAGAAGGGAGAAAGCAAGUCUUCUGAGGAAGCCAAAAAGGAUGAGAAAGAUCAAUCUAAAGAAAAGGAGAAGAAAGUGAAAAAAACAAUACCUUCCUGGGCUACCCUUUCUGCCAGCCAGCUAGCCAGGGCCCAGAAGCAAACACCGAUGGCUUCCUCCCCACGUCCCAAGAUGGAUGCAAUCCUAACUGAGGCCAUUAAGGCAUGCUUCCAGAAGAGUGGUGCAUCAGUGGUUGCUAUUCGAAAAUAUAUUAUCCAUAAGUACCCUUCUCUGGAGCUGGAGAGAAGGGGCUAUCUCCUUAAACAAGCACUGAAAAGAGAAUUAAAUAGAGGAGUCAUCAAACAGGUAAAAGGAAAAGGUGCUUCUGGGAGUUUUGUUGUGGUUCAGAAAUCAAGAAGAACACCUCAGAAAUCCAGCAACAGGAAGAAGAAGACUCCUGCAGUAGAUCCAGAACCACAAGUAAAGUUGGAGGAUAUCCUCCCACUGGCCUUUACUCGCCUUUGUGAACCUAAAGAAGCUUCCUACAGUCUCAUCAGAAAAUAUGUGUCUCAGUAUUAUCCUAAACUUAGAGUGGACAUCAGGCCUCAGCUGUUGAAGAACGCUCUGCAGAGAGCAGUAGAGAGAGGCCAGUUAGAGCAAAUAACUGGCAAAGGUGCUUCGGGGACAUUUCAGCUGAAGAAAUCAGGGGAGAAACCCCUGCUUGGUGGAAGCCUGAUGGAAUAUGCAAUCUUGUCUGCCAUUGCUGCUAUGAAUGAGCCGAAAACCUGCUCCACCACUGCUCUGAAGAAGUAUGUCCUGGAGAACCACCCAGGGACCAAUUCUAACUAUCAAAUGCAUCUGCUAAAGAAAACCCUGCAGAAAUGCGAAAAGAAUGGAUGGAUGGAACAGAUCUCUGGUAAAGGAUUCAGUGGCACCUUCCAGCUCUCAUUUCCAUAUUACCCCAGCCCAGGAGUUCUAUUUCCAAAGAAAGAGCCAGAGGAUUCUAGAGGUGAAGACGAAGAUGAAGAUGAUUCAUCAGAGGAAGACUCUGAGGAUGAAGAGCCGCCUCCUAAGAGAAGGUUGCAGAAGAAAACCCCAGCCAAGUCCCCAGGGAAGACAGCAUCCAUGAAGCAGAGAGGAUCCAAACCCACAGUUAAAGUCCCUGCUGCCCAGAGGGGGAAAGCUAGGCUCCUGCCCAAGAAAGCGCCUCCCAAGGCCAAAACUCCUGCCAAGAAAGCCAGACCCACACCGUUGGUCAUCAAGAAACCUAGUGGUAGCUCUUCAAAGAAGCCAGCAGCCACUGUGAGAAAGGAAGUGAAAUUGCCUGGCAAGGGCAAAUCCACCAUGAAGAAGUCUUUCAAAGCAAAAAACACUUUUGAUAUCAAGCAAGUGGCUUCCUUUUGAGAUUAAAAAAAAGAAAAAAAAAAAAAAGAAUGAAGCCCGACUACCUAACUCUUUCUUACUUGUAUUUGUUUUGGUAUUGUGAAGUUGUGUUAAAUAGUAUUAGCUUUCUACUUGAAAUAUCAAUUUCUGGUUAUCAUUUAUUUUCCCUGUGGCACUUGACAUUUUAAUUGUCUUAAACUUUUUGGUGUACAUCUUCUGGUCCCUUGAGUGCUGCCAGAGACUAAAAAUGUUUGUUUCAUAUUCAUUCCACUUGCAUUGUCUUCUGGGAUCCCUUCUGCAGCCUAAGCUAUGGCUGGGAAAUGGACUUGAGAAGAUUGGCUUGAAUUAGAUCCAUAAUCAUGUGUGAUCCCAUCAUGAGUUCAUUGGAAUUUGUGUUGCAUGUAAGGCAAUCUUCCCUGUUGUAAAUCUUCCUUUUUUUAUGUACAUAUAUUUUGAAAAAUAUGAAUAAACAUGAAAUUUUAAAAGCU